UGUACUGUAGAGUAGGGCAAACAUUUGAAUGAAACAACAGUUCUGGUUCGAUUCGAUUCAAACCACCUCUUGCAGCAAAACCUCAAAACAUUCAAAAAACGGAUCAUUCAUUCGCCAAGAGUUCAGAUCCUUGCUUCGCAGCUGCGCGCCUCUUCCUUCACUUCGACAUUUACUUCUCAGCGACCUCUCUUGUUCAAACAAUGACAUCCACCGCCAGAGACAAAAGGUCCUUUGCUACGGAGAUUUCCGUGCUCCGGGACGAUGCUGGGGCCGACGCACACAAGGAAGCACUCCUUGCAAUCUACGAAAAACUGGAUGUAGAUGACGACCGCAAUCGCUCCACAUUGGUCGAAGAAGGUCUUGUGGCAGCCCUAGUAAAAGCAUUGGAGCGUUCCUACAAUAAGACAACUUACUUUGUUUAUUUCGCAUACAAGAUCUUGGCCAUUCUUCCAGGUUCGUUCGAUGACGAUCCAUCUUUGAGGAGUCCUGCCAAUGCCACGGCCAUUGUCAACAGUGGGGGGCUGCAGCACGUGUUGGACUUUUUGGAUUCCAGUAAUGAGGAUGAGAUAGUGGAUACAUUCUACGCCUAUCACGGCCUGUGCGUCAUCUUUGCAGUUCAAGUCGCUCUCAAAGAAGACAAGGGGCUCUCUUUGGCAGUUGCAAAACUUGUCAUGCCAGUUCUGGUGACACUGAUGGAAACCCAUGGAUUGGAUGCUGAAGAACACAAAUCAUGCGACCUUUUUGUGUCGGGAUGUGAAAUGUUCAUGAUUUGUGCAAGGGCUAUGGAAGGCUUGGUGGAAUCCGCCCAUGCUGAGAGAAUGGUGCAAUCGGCAUGGUCGGGUAUCACUUACCAUAAGAAUGACUCGGAGGUCCAAGAAGCGGGCCGGGAUUUGCUGACACGCCUUGUGGGGCCUGAGACGGCGCUGGAAAUGAUUGACCAUGCCGAAAUGCACCACUGUGAAGACGCCGAAUGCAGCUGUGCCGCGUAGAUACGGUAGGCCAAUCUCUGCCAUCAGCACCUUUGGAUCUUGACUCUCACUCCACUGAGUCGAGUCACUCCAAGUACAACGUAUCUUCAUCAUCUAUCUAUAAUCGUUGAACUCAGUAAUUACCGGUAGCUAUGUUACCGUUGCCGGUGCCACUGCAGCAUCCAUUAGAUUGAAUAGUGUUGCUGCCCUGUUAGCUAGGACGCUUCAUGUAACUAGUAGCCUUCCUGCUGUCC
Messenger RNA from Seminavis robusta, 1222 nucleotides. The record is from the annotation of a GenBank genome assembly. NCBI's taxonomy places the organism in Eukaryota, Bacillariophyta, Bacillariophyceae, Naviculales, Naviculaceae.